AUGGGCUUUAAAACACCUGAGAUACCUUACGAGCUGAAAGUUGGCAGAGACAUCAAUACUGUCUUCAAUCUUCACCAAGUGAUAAGUGAACAGCAAGAUUACUUUGACUUUGUCUUGGUAGACAUCUGUAAUGCUCUUAACUUCAGAACUGACGCCACAAUCUCUUCCAGAGACAUUGCUUUAACAAGAGCAGACACCUGUGUGAAGAGCCACUAUUGGUCUGAUUUCGUCCUAGCCAAGAUCAACUCUUACAUGACUGACUGUGAUUCUCCUUAUGAGCAUAUUAGGCUCAGAUCUGAGGCAAUCAUGACUUAAGAGAUCAACUUUGCCAUGCAUUUGAGUGUGCAUGCAGUUGUUGUCGACAUGCCCAAAUCAUCUAGAAUAGAGAACUUCGCCAGAAUCCUUGACCAGUACUUCUAGAAUGUGCACACUAGUAUGAAGUUCAUUCUAAGAAUUGAGAUUCCAUCUGAGUUUUAAGAAGCUGAGGAACAAUACGAAAAGUAUACACAGUUCAAGAUGCUUUGUGGUCAUUACAAUGGGCUAUAAAUAAUCUUGCAGUUUGGAGCAAACUUACCCUCUUGGGAUAGCUUUAGCAAAAGAUGGACUGGAGAUAAGAUAUUCGGGGUCUAGUUGGAUACAGAUUCAUUCCUUACCAAUUAAAAAGGUUACCCAGUGCUUUCUAAGGCUCAUCAAGAGACUUUCAAAUGGCUAAUGAAGCAAAAUGUUAAUUUUAUCUUGAAGGGAAAGCAUCCAAGUGACGAUCUAGACAAGCAUUAUCAGUAUCUAUGCCACCUCUUCAAGAAUCAUGAUGUGCUAGAUGAGGAGGAAAAGAUUGAAGUCUCCUACAGAAACUUCCUUUAGUCCCCACUUCAACCUCUCGCUGAUAACUUAGAGGCUGCUACCUAUGAGGUAUUUGAAAAUGACACAAUCAAGUAUGAUAUCUACGAGGACUCACUGUAUCGCGCUUAUUAAGACAAGAAGAAAUACGGCAGGUUCUUUUAAACCAAUGCCAGUCUUGCUAACAAUGAUUAGGAGAACAUCGAAAUGAGAGACCCGUCUAGUGAUCCAGAUGAGCCCAUAGUGGUUAUGUACUUCGGAGCUGGUAGAGGCCCACUUAUUAGAAGAGCCAUUAAAGCAGCUUAGAGAGCUGAUGUUAAGAUCAAGGUUAUCGCUCUAGACAAGAACCCUAAUGCCAUUGUUACUCUUAGAAAUAUGAUCAUUGAUGAAAAUCUAUCAGAUAGAGUGACUUUGUUUGCUGGGGACAUGAGAAAGAUUGCCAUUGGAGAUCUCCAAGGAGACAUCUUAAUGUCUGAGCUCCUUGGGUCAUUUGGAGAUAAUGAGUUGAGUCCAGAGUGCUUAAACCCAACUGAUAAGUUCUUAAAGAAAGGAGGAAUCUUUAUCCCCUUCUCCUAUACUAACUAUGUCGUUCCAAUUUCAAGUUAGAUACUAUGGAAUGAAGUCAAUGUAUAUGCUAACUCCACUAUUUCAAAUAGAAUCUCUAUAUCUCAGUAGCUGUAUCCCUUCGAACUACCUUAUGUAGUUAAAAUCUACUCAGCUACCUAUCCAUGUGGAGAUAAGACCUAAGAAGUGUUCACCUUCAGACACAUUCCAUACCCAGAUGAUCCAAAAAUUGCUCACAUUCCUGAAGGUGAGGGAUAAUCUAUGAGAAAGUACGAUAGAAAAAUCUUUGUAGUUAAGGAGGAACAAUCUGAGAUUCAUGGAUUUGGGGGUUAUUUUACUGCAGAAUUAUAUCAAGAAAUAAUCUAUAGCACAAAUCCUGAAGUUCAUACUCCAAAGAUGCAUUCCUGGUUCCCUAUGUACUUCCCAGUUAAGGAGCCUUUCAUUGCAUUCAAGGGUCAAGAAGUAAUCAUAUCAAUCUGGAGGAAUAAUUCUUAAGCUAAAGUAUGGUAUGAAUGGUCUAUGAGUGUAUACGAUCCAGUAAAGAAUAAGACUAUUUAUUCCACUCAUAUUCACAACAUUAAUGGAAGAGGAUUCAGCAUUGGUCUUUGA
Messenger RNA from Stylonychia lemnae, 2010 nucleotides. Lineage: Eukaryota; Ciliophora; Spirotrichea; Sporadotrichida; Oxytrichidae. The record is from the annotation of a GenBank genome assembly.